This is a messenger RNA of Oryzias melastigma (Indian medaka), 3895 nucleotides long. RefSeq lists its product as uncharacterized. Gene Ontology annotation, molecular function: protein binding; zinc ion binding; DNA binding. The record is from RefSeq and is a predicted model, not a curated record. Lineage: Eukaryota; Metazoa; Chordata; Actinopteri; Beloniformes; Adrianichthyidae. Gene Ontology annotation, biological process: regulation of transcription by RNA polymerase II; protein demethylation.
GCCCCGGAGCCGCCGCGGCAGAGAGGUGUGGAGUGGAGGGGGAGGAAGCGGCGGAGCUAGCGGGGCUAACCGGAGCUAACAGGCUACAGUCCAUUCUGAUGAGCCACGGACGAGCAUGCGCGCUCCAACGAACAGUUGACUCCUCCAGAGAUGUCGGGCAGUAAGGCGCUGAGCGGAGCUGCUAGCGGCGCGAGGCGCAGGCGCACGCGGUGCCGGCGCUGCCAGGCCUGCACGAGGAGCGAGUGCGGCGAGUGUCACUUCUGCAAGGACAUGAAGAAGUUCGGCGGGCCCGGCCGGAUGAAGCAGUCCUGUCUCCUGAGGCAGUGCACGGCGCCUGUGUUGCCGCACACGGCGGUGUGCUCCGCGUGUGGAGAGGCAGGAAAGGAGGACACGGUGGACUCUGAGGAGGAGAAGUUCAGUCUGUGCCUGAUGGAGUGUACCAUCUGCAACGAGAUCAUCCAUCCCAGCUGUCUGAAGAUGGGCAAAGCUGAAGGCAUCAUCAACGAUGAGAUCCCCAACUGCUGGGAGUGCCCCAAAUGCCACAAGGAGGGCAAAACCAGUAAGGACCAGGCUGACGGGUCUGGGAAGCGCAGGAUGGAUAACGGGGAGGUGGGUCGAUGGAAACUCACAGAUGACCCUCCCCCCAAAAAGAAAACCCCCCUCUCCCCUGAAGAGGGGGGUAGGGCUGAGGGGGGUCACAAGAGGAAGAAGGAGAAAGAGCAGCCAGACAGCGGUCCCAAGAAGAAGAUGAAAGGUGGACAUGAAAAACGUCUGAAAAAGAAACCCAAACAGGAGCCCGGAGAGUCCAAUGGCCUCCUCGUGUCUCCUGCAGGAUCUUCUGGAGGAGUCCCAGGAUCUUCUGGCGCCUCCUCCUCCUCUCAGUCAGGGGGGGCGGCGGCGGGGGCGGGGACAUCCAGUGCUGACCAGCGCUCUCACCACCGUGAGAAGCUGGAGCGCUUCAAGAGGAUGUGUCUGCUGGAACGCCGUCCCGAGUCCUCCUCCUCGUCGUCCUCCAGCUCGGAGUCCGACUCGGAGUCCGACUCGGACAAUUCCCUGAGGGGUGAGCAGGGGGGCGGCUCCUCGCCAUCGUCUGCCUCUCCGGUCCCGCCCUCCACCGUAUUUGGCAACAGCAGCGUGAGUCGAGCAGAGAGGGAGCGGGGCCGCGCCGAGCGGGACCGGCGCCUCGCAGAACUGCAAGGAGAGGGGGGCGGGGACAGAGCCAGACGGAGAGGCGGCUGCGAGGUGAAUUCACGAGGGCGGAAAGCGGGGAUGAUGGAUGAAGAGGAGGAAGACCCGCCCCCUUCUGAGAGGGUGAGAAAAAACUCUUCCUCCCUCCCCCCUCCCUCACCUCUCUCCUCCAAUCAGCAGCCUCCGUCUUCAAAGCACGACGGCUUCAUGGUGAAGGCGCGGAGCAACGGGCAGGAAGCCCGAAACGGACGGACUCGGGGUGGGGGGGGGAAGGAGGGCGGUGAAAAAGAGAACAGCAGUGGAGCUCUGACCAAUCACAGACAUGCAGGAGGAGGCGGAGCCAAAGGCAGCGGCAGCCGCAGCAUCAAAGUCCGGAGCAACAACAAGAACUCCAAGAACAGCGCCUCCAUCCCCCCCUCAAACGGGGCGGGGGCUCUGGGCAGCGGCCUCAUCAUGUCGGUGAUGGCGGCGUCACCCUGCUCGCAGUCGUCACGCCUCGCGCCGCGCUCGCAGGUGAUGAAGCGCAGCCCGCCCGCCGUGCCCUCUCCGCCGCGGCCAAUCCAGAUGGAACGACACCUGGUGCGCCCGCCCCCCGCCUGCCCCGAGCCCAGCUGCCUGCCGCUGGACUGUGGCUCCGCCCAUGUCAUCACGCGGGACGUGUGGCUGCGAGUCUUCACCUACCUGAGCCAGACGGAGCUGUGCGUGUGCAUGAGGGUGUGCCGCACCUGGAGCCGCUGGUGCUGUGACAAAAGGCUGUGGACCCAGAUCGACCUGAGCCGGCAGCGCUCCAUCACCCCCCCCAUGCUGAGCGGCAUCAUCCGCCGGCAGCCCGUCUCCCUGAACCUGGGUCACACCAACAUCUCCAAGAAGCAGCUGAUGUGGCUCAUCAACCGGUUACAAGGAGCUGAACGUGUCCGGCUGCGCGUGGCCCGCCGUCUCCGCCCUCUGCCAGGCGGUCUGUCCGUGUCUGAAGCUCCUUGACCUCAGCAGGGUGGAGGACCUGAAGGACACUCACCUGCGGGAGCUACUGCUCCCCCCUCCCGACACCAGGACAGCUCACGGCGAGGGAAGGGCGGGCCGGUUCCAGAACCUGACGGAGCUGCGCCUGUCCGGACUGGACCUGAGCGACUCCUCGUCCCGCCUCCUGGUCCGUUACACCCCCCACCUGCGCCGACUGGACCUGAGCCACUGCGCCAACGUGACCGACCAGACGGUGUUGGCGCUCACCUCCCCCUUGUCCCCGCUGAGGGACAGCCUGACCCACAUCAGCCUGGCAGGUUGCUCCAAGCUGACAGAGCAGAGCGUGCUGCUGCUGCGGCGGUGCCCCUCCCUGCACACGGCGGACCUGCGCUGCUGCCAGCUGCUCCCCCCCGAGGCCGCGCAGCUGCUCUCCUUCCCCCCCCACACCACCUCCUCCUCCUUCAGCUCCUCUGUGGAUGGGACGCUCCUAAAGAACACCUAAAGCUCCGCCCUACAUGACAGUGUGGCACAGGCCACGCCCCUUUUACACUACAGGCUGGAGGGUGGAGGGUGUGAACCCCAAGCGUGUACAGAACUGUCCUCCAAACACAUGGGGGUGUAAAUACUGCAGUUUCAUGGCCCCGCCCCCUCUUCCUGCUGCUGACCAAUCAUCAUUUAGCUGUUGUGGUCUGAACCUGCGCACUGACCAUUGUUUAAAUAAAGUUUAUUUAAACCAAGGAGCUGCAGAGGAACCGCCCACUCAAACCUGCAGGCUGACUGGACUCAUGGGGGAGGGGCUGCGCCCAAUCCCGACCCAGUCCGAUCCGGUUCUGCUCGAGGGACGGUUGUUCUGGUCGGUUGCGUUUUCUCAGGAUUUUUGUUUAUUUAUUUAUAACACCCCCCACCCCCAACAGAUUCCCGGUGACAAUGCCCCGCCCACUCCUGCCUGAACACCCCCCCACGCCCCUGUCUGAGGAGGUCUUGGUGACUGUCGGUGCUGCCCGUCCUCUUGGGGGCGGGGCCAUUCCCAUGAUGGCUCAGAGCGUCAACGCCAUUGAGCUGGUUGGUCAUCGGGGGGGCUAUGCUGUACCUGUGGGGAGGGGGGUUGUGUUCAGGGUCCACUCAGAGGUGGUGUGUGUGUGUGUGUGGGGGGGGGACGGGGUCUCUGAUUGAGUUUUAUUUAAAAAGAAAAAAAUGAUUUUUUGCAGCUUUUUUUACGUUGAGCCUCUCAUGCUUCGAUCUGCUGCUGGAUCUUUGUUUUUGUUUACAUUUGUUUACAUUCUCUGACCGGGGGGGUCAGGCUGGUACGCUGUUCGGGUUGGGGGGAGGGGGGGUUGCAGGAAUCCCUGCUGUCUCAUGAAUGCAGCACAACAACCACUGUUUGUUUGUUGUUUUUGUUGAAAUGUUUGUUUUUGUCUUUUGCUGUUCCUGGAUUGUACCUGAUCCCUCCGGAUUGGACGGAUCUCCUGAAAGCUCUUAUCCAACAGGAGGCCGGACAUUUCUGGACCUCAGAGUUCUGAGGGGAUUCAAAGAUGCACUGGACCCGCCUCCUCCUCCUCCUCCUCCAUGUUUGCCAAAUGUUUCCAUGUUCUAAUCGGGGCAUCUCGCUUCUUUGUUUUUACUCUUUGUUCUCGGCUCUUCCGAGCCGUCGAUGGAAAAAUGUUGGAAAGACCAACGACCAACUCGAGGCAGCUAAGUCUGAGUGACUGAACACCAAUAAAGAGGCAGCGGCUGGUUUUCUACUCUG